This is a messenger RNA of Closterium sp. Yama58-4, 735 nucleotides long. The record is from the annotation of a GenBank genome assembly. Lineage: Eukaryota; Viridiplantae; Streptophyta; Zygnematophyceae; Desmidiales; Closteriaceae.
AUGGUGCAUUUCACGCACACACGCUUUGUGGACCUGACAGACGUUGUGCACUGGUCCAGUAUGCCGUUUUUGCACGGCGUGGUGGACGCUUUCAAGGCUGAGUAUCGUGUGAUACUGAUGAGACGCGCGGUGCGGUCCAAUCUGUUCCACGAGGAUUUCGAGGCGCCGAUUUCCCUGGUGAAAUACGGUGUUAUGCUGCUGUGGGUGGGCUUGGCAUGGAAGGCGCUGACGGCGGCAACGAUGCAAAGGAGCUGGUGGAGGGCGGGAUGCGUCCCGGAGUCAUGGUGGGAGCUGAUGUGGCACCUGCACGGCAUGUACUCGGCCGGCAUGUACGAUCCCCUGGUCUCUACCACGGCGGACCUCCUGGUGCUGCUACGUGAGUUCCGUGUGCGGCCGGCUAUUUAUAUGCCGGUGUCCGAUUACGUGACAUGCGAUGAGUGGUUAAUGGAGAAGGCUGGUGUGAAGUUGGUGACACCAACGACGCCGACGUCUUCAGGGGACGAGGGCGAGAUGUGCCUGCCGGAUGGGCCUCUGAUGCGUGACGAACGAAGCCGACGACGUGCCAUCCGCAAUGUGACGAACGCGUACGUGUGUCACGCGGAGGCGCUGGGGAUUGCUCCUGCGGAGGUGGCGACUGUCGUUGGCGCCUCUGAUGGAGAGGUGGUUAGCCGCCUAAGCCGCACACCGAAGAAGCGAGCGCGCAGUUCGGGGUCGUCGGACAGUGGGUCCGUGUAG